This is a messenger RNA of Cynocephalus volans (Philippine flying lemur), 14523 nucleotides long. RefSeq names its product cardiomyopathy associated 5 (gene CMYA5). Gene Ontology annotation, cellular component: cytoplasm. Bases 142 to 13917 code for a protein of 4591 amino acids. The transcript has 13 exons. Lineage: Eukaryota; Metazoa; Chordata; Mammalia; Dermoptera; Cynocephalidae. Gene Ontology annotation, molecular function: protein binding. The record is from RefSeq and is a predicted model, not a curated record.
UAAAGUCGCGGGGGCUCGCCCGGCCCCCGCGCCGGGAACCCGAGCCACCCCGCCGGGCAGGGGCCAGAGGCGCAGUCAGAGGGAGAACACCAGGCGCGGCGCGGGCGGCUCGGGCUCCGGCUCCGGCCCGGGAGAGGCGCGAUGGCGAGCGGCAACAGCAACCACGCCGCCGAGAGCUUCCUUGGCUCCGACGGGGACGAGGACGCGGCCCGGGGCCUGGAGACCGAGGAGGAGUCGGAGGGCGAGGAGGACGAGACGGCGGCGGAGUCGGAGGAGGAGCCAGACGCCAGGUUAUCAGACCAUGAUGAAGAGGGCAAGACCAAGCAGGAGUGUAUCAUUUCUGACCCCUCCUUUUCCAUGGUGACAGUUCAACGGGAAGAUAGUGGAAUAACUUGGGAGAGAAGUUCAAGCAGAUCCUCCACUCCUUGGGCCUCAGAAGAAAGUCAGACUUCUGGUGUGUGUAGUCUGGAAGGGUCAACUGUGAAUUCUCCUCCAGGAAACGUUUCCUUUAUUGUGGAUGAAGUUAAAAAAGUUCGGAAAAGAAAUCAUAAGUCAAAGCAUGGUUCACCAUCAUUGCGUCGGAAAGGCCACAAAAAAAGAAAUUCUCUUGAAUCCCAAGAUAUUCCAGCAAACAAAAAAGACAGUCCUUUAAUUUCAGAAAGCCAGGUAGUAAACACCAAGAAAGAAAAGGCAUCUCCUGGCAUUUAUGAUAAAACAAGAAAAAAGAAGACUGCCUCAAAUACACCUCUUAUUACUGGGGCAAUAUACAAAGAACACAAGCCAUUAGUGUUAAGGCCAGUUUACAUAGGAACAGUACAGUAUAAAAUUAAGAUGUUUAAUUCGGUUAAAGAAGAAUUAAUUCCUCUACAAUUUUAUGGAACGUUGCCAAAGGGUUAUGUAAUUAAAGAAAUACAUUACAGGAAAGGGAAAGAUGCAUCCAUUAGUUUAGAGCCUGAUUUGGGCAGUCGUGAUUCUAACAUAGUUUGCAAAACAGGCAACUUAGUAGCCCCAAGCAUAGAAGUUAAUAAAGAAAAAGAGCUUGCUUCACCCUGGAGAGGUGCACUCUCCAAAGGAUCAAAGUCCCUGAUCUCAUUAUUCAGUCAUGAAGAUCAAAAGAAAGUUCACAUUGAUUCCCCCCUAACUGCCACAUCUGCAACCAAUCUCACAGCUUCCUCUUAUUCAAGUAAUGACUCAGCCAAACAAGAAGUACAGCUCAGGUCUCCACAGUCAGGGCCACAAGAGCCAGACAAUGAAGCAAGAACCCCUGAAAUGGAGCCUUCUUCCCUCAUGCUCGACACAUCUGCAACUGUGUUCCUGGAAACUGCAAAGGAAGACUUUGAGCCCGAUUCACAAGGAACCAUAACUUCAGAGAAUGACUAUUCAAUUUCAUUAUCUUUCGUUGAUGAAGGAAAGAAGGAAGACAUGUAUUCUGCUGACCAUUCCAUUUCACUGGAGGCAGAGAAGGAUGCUCUGGAGACAGCUUCACCAGGUCUGGCAGCAUCUAUCCAGGAAGGUUUUGGUCCAGACCAAGAACAGCUGGACCUGACGUCACUAGAAAAGGCAGAACCAGUCUCUGAACAACUGACCCCUCCUCAUCCCACUGUCAAAGGAGAGAAGGAAGAAAACGUACCUGAGCCAUCCAUUUCUCUUUCUGAACCUGAAGUGUUAGAAGAACCAGAGAAAGAAGAAAUAGAAACUUCGCUGCCGAUAGCUGCUACCCCAGAACUUGAAGAUUCUAAUUUAGUAGAAGAGAUCAUAGAACUUGAUUACCCAGAAAGUCCACUAGUUUCCAAAAAGCUCUUCCCACCACAUGUGUACCCCGAAGUUGAGCACAAAGAAGAGGAGCCCAGUCUACCAUUACUGACAAUGACUAAACAAGUCGCUGUGCCUGAGGAAGAAGGAGAGGAAAAUGAGUCUGUUUCUACUGAUUCUGCUUUUGUAUCAGAGUAUUCAGUCCCACAAGAUUUGAACUAUGAACUGGAGAAGCAAGAAGCUGAGCUAGUUUCUCCAUCCAAUGUAAAAGCUACAUCUGAACAUGUAGUUUUAUCAUCAGAAGAGAAUGAGGAGUUUGAGCCUUAUUCUCCAGCCGCAGCCUCUGCACCUGAACGCUCUCUCUCACCAUCCGCAGCUGAGAGGACUUCGGAGUGCCAGUCCCCACUGUUUUCACCAGUUACAUCAGAACACGUGGUCCUGUCAGGAGACGAGGCCUCAGAAAGUGGGUGUUACACACCAGAUUCCACAUCUGCUUCUGAAUAUUCAAUUUCAUCAUAUGCAACAAAAGAGUCAUUAAAGAAAACAAUUGGCCGUAAGUCCCCAUUAAAAUCAAAAGGUGGUUCAGAGCACAUGAUUCUGUCAGACGAAGAGAAGGAGGACACUGGAUUGUAUUCCCCAGCUGUGGCCUCUGCAUCUGAACGCUCUCUCCCACCAUCCACAGCUGAGAAGACGUCUGAGUGCCAGUCACUGCUGCCUUCUACUGCUACAUCAGAACCCGUGGUCCUAUCAGAAGGAGACGACCUGGGAAGUGAGCAUGUCACACCCGAUUCAAACUUGACUUCCAAACAUGCAGUUCCACCAAAUGCAACACAGGAAACCGAAAAGAAAAUAAGUGAUGGUGUCAUGUCCCAGCUCAAAGCAAAAGCCAUUUCUGAUGACAUAACUCUGUCAGAAGAAGAAGAGAAAGACACUGGGUUGUAUUCCCCAGCUGUGGCCUCUGCACCUGAACGCUCUCUCCCACCAUCUACAGCUGAGAAGACGUCUGAGUGCCAGUCACUGCUGCCUUCUACUGCUACAUCAGAACCCGUGGUCCUGUCAGAAGGAGAGGACCUGGGAAGUGAGCAUGUCACACCCGAUUCAAACUUGACUUCCAAACAUGCAGUUCCACCAAAUGCAACACAGGAAUUCCCAAAGAAAAUAAGUGAUGCUGUGUUGUCCCAAUUCAAAUCAAAAGCUAUUUCUGAGGACAUAAUUCUGUCAGAAGAAGAGAAGGAAGACAAUGGAUUGUAUUCCCCAGAUGCGGCCUCUGCAUCUGAACUCUCUCUCUCACCAUCCACAGCUGAGGGGACUUCUGAGUGCCAGUCCCCACUGUUUUCACCAGUUACAUCAGAACACGUGGUCCUGUCAGGAGACGAGGCCUCAGAAAGUGGGUGUUACACACCAGAUUCCACAUCUGCUUCUGAAUAUUCAAUUUCAUCAUAUGCAACAAAAGAGUCAUUAAAGAAAACAAUUGGCCGUAAGUCCCCAUUAAAAUCAAAAGGUGGUUCAGAGCACAUGAUUCUGUCAGACGAAGAGAAGGAGGACACUGGAUUGUAUUCCCCAGCUGUGGCCUCUGCAUCUGAACGCUCUCUCCCACCAUCCACAGCUGAGAAGACGUCUGAGUGCCAGUCACUGCUGCCUUCUACUGCUACAUCAGAACCCGUGGUCCUAUCAGAAGGAGACGACCUGGGAAGUGAGCAUGUCACACCCGAUUCAAACUUGACUUCCAAACAUGCAGUUCCACCAAAUGCAACACAGGAAACCGAAAAGAAAAUAAGUGAUGGUGUCAUGUCCCAGCUCAAAGCAAAAGCCAUUUCUGAUGACAUAACUCUGUCAGAAGAAGAAGAGAAAGACACUGGGUUGUAUUCCCCAGCUGUGGCCUCUGCACCUGAACGCUCUCUCCCACCAUCUACAGCUGAGAAGACGUCUGAGUGCCAGUCACUGCUGCCUUCUACUGCUACAUCAGAACCCGUGGUCCUGUCAGAAGGAGAGGACCUGGGAAGUGAGCAUGUCACACCCGAUUCAAACUUGACUUCCAAACAUGCAGUUCCACCAAAUGCAACACAGGAAUUCCCAAAGAAAAUAAGUGAUGCUGUGUUGUCCCAAUUCAAAUCAAAAGCUAUUUCUGAGGACAUAAUUCUGUCAGAAGAAGAGAAGGAAGACAAUGGAUUGUAUUCCCCAGAUGCGGCCUCUGCAUCUGAACUCUCUCUCUCACCAUCCACAGCUGAGGGGACUUCUGAGUGCCAGUCCCCACUGUUUUCACCAGUUACAUCAGAACACGUGGUCCUGUCAGGAGACGAGGCCUCAGAAAGUGGGUGUUACACACCAGAUUCCACAUCUGCUUCUGAAUAUUCAAUUUCAUCAUAUGCAACAAAAGAGUCAUUAAAGAAAACAAUUGACCGUAAGUCCCCAUUAAAAUCAAAAGGUGGUUCAGAGCACAUGAUUCUGUCAGACGAAGAGAAGGAGGACACUGGAUUGUAUUCCCCAGCUGUGGCCUCUGCAUCUGAACGCUCUCUCCCACCAUCUACAGCUGAGAAGACGUCUGAGUGCCAGUCACUGCUGCCUUCUACUGCUACAUCAGAACCCGUGGUCCUGUCAGAAGGAGAGGACCUGGGAAGUGAGCAUGUCACACCCGAUUCAAACUUGACUUCCAAACAUGCAGUUCCACCAAAUGCAACACAGGAAUUCUCAAAGAAAAUAAGUGAUGAUGUGUUGUCCCAAUUCAAAUCAAAAGCUAUUUCUGAUGACAUAAUUCUGUCAGAAGAAGAGAAGGAAGACAAUGGAUUGUAUUCCCCAGAUGUGGCCUCUGUGUCUGUACACUCUUUUCCACCAUACUCAACUGAGGUGACAUAUGAAUGGCAGGUCCCAGCACUUUCGGCUACCCCAUCUGAAUGUGCAGUCCUAUCAGAAGAAGAGACGACAGUACAAGUGGAGCGGUACACACCCUCUUCCACGUCUGCAUCUGAAUUUUCGGUACCACCAUAUGCAAUACCAGAGUCACAGGAGGAAGAAACUGUCCACAGGUCACCUCUAAAUCUAAAACGUGCCUCUUCACCCAUGAAUUUUUCAGAAGAAGGGCAAGAAGACAUUGGACCUUUUUCUCCAGAUUCUGCAUUUGUGUCAGAAUUCUCAUUUUCACCCUAUGUAACUCAGGAAGCACAGAAAAGAGAAUUUGAGUGUGACUCUCCAAUAUGUUUAACAUCACCAUCUGAACAUACUAUUUUGUCAGAUGAGGACACUGAAGAAGCUGAACUUUUUUCUCCAGACUCAGCAUCACAAGUUUCAAUCCCCCUGUAUGAAAUUCCAGAAACAAAGAAACAUGAAAUUGAGCCUGAUUCAAUAUUAACUGCAAUGUCUGCUUCAGGAUAUUCCUGCUUUUCAGAGGCAGAUGAGGAAGAAAUUGGGCCAACAGCUGCUACACCUGUACCUGAGUAUUUUGAUUCAUCACAGAAGCAAAAAGCUGAACCUUUCCCUUUGGUGUCUGCACCUGAAAACUUGAGUGUGCCACUUUCAACGAAUAAAGUAGAGAAAGCAAAAAUUAAGUCAGAUGCUCAAACAACCUCAGUAUCCGUAUCUGAAUACCUCAUUUCGGCACAGAAGCAGAAAUCUCAAGCAUCCUUCGAACCUGAGUCUGAAGACUUGAUUCCACCAUAUUUAACAAGUGAAUUGGAGAAAGGAGAAAUUAAAACUAGUUCAUCAGUAGCCGCAACACCUUCUUCUUUACCUGUUUUGCCUGCAUCUCAGUAUUCAGUUUCACCUGAUUCAGUCCAUGCAAUUAAGAAAGAACAGGAACCCAAAGCUACACUCACUGUAAAAGCUGCAAAUAAACAGAUGGCUUUGUCAAAAGUCAGAAAAGAAGAAGCUGUACCUGAUUCUCAAGAAGCUAUAGCACAUGAAACACAGGAUCAAAAAAUGGAGCCUCAGCCUCCAAAUGUUCCAGGGUCUGAGAUGAAAUAUGACAUGGCAGAUGAGUCAGAGAAGGAUGUCAAACCCAAUUUAGCUCCAACUGGGACUUCUGAACUAGAGCACAGAAUGUUGUCAAAGAAUGAGCCUGAAGUCAUAAAACCGUAUUCACCUCUAAAGGAAACAUCUUUAUCUGGACCUGAGGUUUUACCAGCAGUGAAAAUGGAAGUGAAACAUGACUCUAAAAUAAGAAGUACACCUACAGUGUUUCAUCCACCUUCAUCAGGACUGGAAACAGAAGUUGAGCACGGUCCACCUGCACUAGCAUUCCCAGCUUUUUCAGAAGAAAUGAAGAAAGAAAUUGAACCCAGUUCUUCAGCAACCACAACAGCUGUAACUAAGCUUGAUUCAAACUUAACCAAGAAAGAAGAAAUCCCAACAGAUUCGUCUCUUGUCACCCCUGUAGAAUGUCCAGUCUUAACAAAAGUAAGAAAGGGUGAAUUAGGAAAUGGCUCGCCACCACCAGAAACAUCUAUAGAUGAGCAUUUAGUUCUUAAAGAAGAAGAAAGGGUAGCAGUUAAAGGUGCUUCUCCCAUUGAAACUCCUUCAUCCGAACACCUAGCUUGGUCAGAAGCGGAGAAGGAAAUUGAAUUUGAUUCACCUCCAAGUGCACCCUCCCUAUCAGAGCAUUCUGUUUUGGCAAAGGUGGAAACCAAAGAAGUUAAACCUGGAUUGCUGAUAACCAAACCUUCAUCUUUGCCUUCAGAUGUAUCUGAGGAAGCAAGGGUAGAAGAGGAAUGUGGUUUUUCAUUUUCUACUGUCUUCGACCCUGAACAUUUGAUUUUAACACAGAAAAAGAACUUGGUUUCCACCUCAGAGCUAUUAGAGCCUGAAGAUGUGCUUUCGCUCAACCUAGGUGGUGAGAUAAAGAAAGAAGAAACUGAAUUUCCUACAUCACAAAAUGUGCCACCUACACCCAAACAUAUAGUUCCAAAAGGCAAAAAUGAGGAUGUAGCAAAUUCUUCUCUCAAAUUGGAAAAUUUAUCAUCAAAAGAUUUAGCUCCCACGUUAUUGAUCCUCAGUGAUGAUAAAAACAGACAGGCAAUGGAGACAACUUCUACAGCUCAGGGAGAUUUCCUGGCAGAAAAACAAAAUCUUGCUGUGGCUGAGCUCUCCUUGGAGCCUCAGAAAACAGACAAACCACACCAACUAUCAGAAUUACCAAAUGCUGGGUCAGAAUUCACUAGCAGUUUAGGUAGACAAAGUGGAUCCAUAAGUACAAAGCAAGUGACAUCUCCCAUAACUGAAACAGGGGAUUCUGUUCUAGAAAAUGGCCUAGCUGAGCUUAGGAACAGAGGGGAAGGAAAAGAAGAAAACAGGGAACUUCAUGCAUCUACUACAAUGUCUGCAAUUUCAGAGGUUUCAUCAUGCCUUAGGGAGGAACCUCAGAAUGAAGAAAUUAAACCUUUGUCUCCCGAGGUAGUCAGCCCAGGGUCAAAAGAGGCAUCUACCUUGCUAGUCAAAGGAGACAGCCCAGAAGAACUCCAGCUAUAUACUUUUUCUUCAAAAGGAUUAUCAGAUGAGUUGAACUAUCCAGCAGACUUUAAAAAAGGGGAAAGACAAGAAAUAGGCCCACUACCACCAACAAGAAAUUUGAAGACACAAGUCAUGGGAGAUAGUGUGACUAAACUGAAUGAAGAAAUAGACCAACCAAACUCAUCCCAUGUACUCCAGAGUAUAACAGAACCAUCAAAGAUCGCUUCUUCUGACCUUGUGGAACAGAUGAAGCCUAAAUAUGCACUUCAUCCAGAUCAAGCUGUGAAAAUACCUGAUGUAAGCACUUCUUUUGCAGAGAAACAAGAUCUGGGUAUUAAACAAUUUUCAUUUAUGAAAGAGAAUUUGCCUUCGGAACAAUCAAAAUCAUUUUUGACCACUGAACCUGCAGACGAUAAAGAAACAAAAAUGAGAGAGCCCCUUAUUUAUUCAAAGGAUGAAAAUUGGAUGCUGGAAAAGCCAGAAAAUUUGGCCAGUCAACAUGAAGAAAGACUACUAGGAUAUGUGCAGCUGGAUUCCUCUGGCAACAAUGAUUUGGUGCCGGGGCAGCUCAAGGCUCUGUCAGGUAGGGACCAUACAUAUAAAAUCAGAAAGGAGGUCCCGCCACGUUCUGUUGAAGAAUCCCAUUUGUCCUUACAAGAACCAGGAUCUACUCUAGAUACCUCCAGUGGUAAUGCAGAGACCUUAUCAACUGAGACCCACUCUUCUGAAGAAAUAAAGCAGGCCCAAGAACCAAAGUCUUUAGUUCCAGCUGAUGUAGAGAGAAACGUAGCAGAGGGGAAGCAGAUCCAUUCUUUCAUGGAGGGUGAAAGCUUGAUAUUGGAGAAAGCAAACAUAGAAUUUUCCAGGCCUUGCAAAGAAGAUAGCCAGGAAGAAAUCAAACUACCUCCUGAAAGGAUCCUCCAGAAACCAGUAUCUGGUUCGUCAGUGGAACAGGUGAAGUCAGAAACUAUCCCAUCUCCUGUCAAAGCAGCCCCUUUCCUGGAAGAAGGUGUGGAACCUGGACUGGACAAUGAAAAAGAAGCACAUAGGAGCACACCUCCUUUACCCGGAGAGAAGCCAUUAGAAGAAUCAAAAAUGGUUCCACCAAAGGUUGUAGAUGAUGCUGAUGAGGUAGGGAAACCAGCACCUGAAGUGAAAAUACCCACACGAAAAGAAUCCCUCUCCUCAGUCCAAGCAAAUGAAGAACCUCAGCCCCCAGAGGCACAAGAGCUGCCUGAGCAGCCAAAGGUGGUUGAGCCAGGCCUUUCUGUGGGAAAGAAAGGAAUUUCAGCUUUCAAAUCAUGGAUGUCUAGUUUGUUUUUUGGAUCAAGCGCUUCUGAUAACACAGUUGCUGAAAAAGAUUUAGAAACUCAGACAAGUCUACCAGUAGAAAAAGCAGUGACUGUAAUAGAGCCUAAAGGUACAAUACCCGCUGCUUUUAAUGCAACUGAGAAACCAGCUGAUCAUUCAUUACCAGAGGUAAAACUUCAAACUGCUGAUGAAUCCAAAGAUACUUUUGUUAAAUCUGGUGAAAGCCAAGACUUUAAAGAAAAACCCAAAUUUUUAUCAAAUGUAGAAAUUUUACAACAGCCAAAAUUCAGCUCUGAGAUGUCUAGUGAAGAUUAUGGGAAGAAAGAAAUCUCGGACUAUUCAGAGGAAAUGGACAUAAACUCAGUAGUUACUUCUGCCGAUGGUGAGGAACAUCUUGGAAUUCAACCUUAUUCUCCCAUGGGUGAGAAAUUAGUUAAAGAAGAAGCCAAAAAUGUUGUUCCUGUUCAUGUUACUGAUAGUAAAAGAGUCCAGAAGCCAGCAAUCUCUCAUCCAUCUAUUUGGAAUAUUUCUAUUCUUAAGAAAGAGCCAAGAAGUGAUCAAAAAGAAAAAUCACUCUUUCCAUUUGAUGCAGUAGAUAAGGUGCCACAACAGCCACCAUCAGCCUCAUCCGACUUCACAAGGAAAAAUAUCACGAAGGAAUCAGAGAAGCCAGAAGCAAUGAUUUUGCCAGUAGACGAAUCAAAAGGCGGUUUAAUUGAUCUUGGUGAAGACAGACUAAAGAAAGAAAUGCCAAAACCUGCUUCCUUAAAAAUUUCUGAAGAGGAAAUAAAACUCUGGUCUGUUAGCCCAACUGAAGAGAAAGAUAACUUGGAAAACAGAUCAUAUACCUUGGCAGAAAAGAAGGUGCUGGCAGGAAAACAAGAAACUGUAGUCUCAUUAGAGUUUGGAGAUAAUAAUGAAAUAGGGAAGGCACAAAUUACACAUGGAUCUAGACCUAUUAAACCGGAAGACUCAAAAGCAGCUGCUGUGCUGCAGCAAGCCUAUCACCAUGAAGACCACAAUGAAAAACCCAAAACUAUUUCUGGUUCUGAGGAGGAGAAAGGAAAAGAAAAAGAAGAGCAGGCACAAGUGUUUUCAGAAGGAAAGAAGCGGAAGGAAAGUCAGCCUUAUUCUGUGAAUGUGACUAGGUCUAUGCCUGAAGAAUCUGUCUCUUUAGAUCAUUCUUUGGGUGAAAUGCAACUAUUUUCAUUAGUUAAAAAUACAUCCAUUAUUGAAAAAUCAGAAGGCAUGCUCUCAGAGGCUCACCCAGAAAUCAGGGAAACAAAGGCGGUAGGAAUCGAGCCGCAUCCAUUAGAAGAAAGUAAAGUUUUGCUGGAGAAAACCAAGACUUUCCUUCCAGUGGAUCUUCCUUACUGUGAUGCAAUAGAUAACCAUUCUUUAGCUCAGGAAGGAAAUCUGGUAUUAGGAAAGGCAGGCAGGGAUGUGGUGGGUCACAAUGAAGGAAAGGGACAGUUCACAGUGUCAGAACCGUCUAAAGGUGGUUCAACAGAUAUUACAAAAGAAAGUACGAAGCAAGGAUCUCUAUCUAAAGAAUCUGAAAGGACUUUAGAUCGUCCUUUUAAUGGAACAAAGAGCUUAGACACACCACCAUAUUUGCUGUCAUCUGUAAAACCGCACAUUCUUGCUUCAGGGUCUUCUCCAGAAAUUGAUACAGUGAAGGAACAAGAAAUGCCAUGGUCAGAAUUGACUGCAGACAGGCAUACAGUCCACACUAUCCAAACAUCUAAAGAUCACACAUCUGAUAUGCCUAAGCAAUCUGUUCCUGUUUCAAAGCACCACUUGGAGGCUGUGGAAGAUGCCCAUGUAAACGAACCAUUCUCUUCAGCACGAAGCAACUAUGCUCAAUUUAUAACUAAUGCAUCAACAAUCAAUGCUGAUAAAAUGAUUUCUGCUAAAGAAAUAUCUGAGGAGCCUGAGGAUACAUAUGCAAAAGAUGAAGAAUUCACAGUGACUAGUAAGCCAGCUGGACUUUCAGAAGAUCAGAAGAGUGCCUUCAGUAUCAUUUCCGAAGGCUGUGAGAUAUUGAAUAUUCACGCUCCUGCCUUUAUUUUGUCAGUUGAUCAGGAAGAAUGUGAACAAAUGCAAGAUAAGUUAGAAUAUUUGGAAGAAAAGGCCUCAUUUAAAUCCAUACAACUCCAUGAUGAUAGCAAGGCAGUUGCUUGCUGUGAAACAUUAAAGAGCAAGUUAGAAGAUUCUGAUGAAAAAGUUACAUCAUUGAAAGAAAAUGAACAAAAGGAAACGAAUAAAAUAGAAGAGGAGAUAGCCACAGAUUCAGAAACUAGUGAUUUAGCUUUUAUGCAGCCCACAAUUCCCAGCGAAGAGGAUUAUUUUGAAAAAUAUACUUUGAUUGAUUAUAACAUCUCCCCAGACCCAGAAAAACAGAAAUCUCCUCAGAAAUUAAACGCUGAAGAGAAACUCUCAAAGGAAAUUACUGAAGAAACUAUCUCUUUCCCAGAAAGUUCAGAGGAAAGUGCCCUAGAACAUGAAUAUGACUUGGUGAAAUUAGAUGAAAGUUUUUAUGGACCAGAAAAGGACCACAACCAAUUAUGUCAUCCAGAGAUCUCAAAGUCUUUGGUUAUCCAAAAAUCAGCUGACAUGAAUGCUUCAAAGGGUGUAAACAGAGAUGUGGACUCAAAGUCACCUGGGAUGCCUUUAUUUGAUGAAGAGGAAGGAGUUUUGUCAAGAACCCAGAUAUUUCCUACCACUGCCAAUGCUGUUAAUCCAGAACUUCUGGAGGAGCCACCUGCACUUGCAUAUUUAUAUAAGGAUCUGUAUGAAGAAGCAGUUGGAGAGAAAAAGGAAGGGGAGACAGCUUCUGAAGGUGACAGUGUGAAUUCUGAGGCAUCAUUUCCAAGCAGAAAUUCUGACACCGAUGAUGGAACAGGAGUAUAUUUUGAGAAAUACGUACUCAAAGAUGACAUUCUCCAUGACACAUCUGUAACUCAGAAGGACCAAGGCCAAGGUCUAGAAGAAAAACCAGUUGGUAAGGAUGAUUCAUACCAACUGAUAGCUGCAGAAGGAGAAAUUUGGGGUAGGUUUGGAACUAUUUUUGGGGAGAAGUGUCUGGAAGAAGAGGAGGAAGCUGUUUACAGGGAAGGAGAAUCAGCAGGCCAUGUGGAGACCUUUGAUAAUGCAGCGAUGCAGAGGAAAACACCCAUCACUGAGGAAGUCACAGUGGUUACCCAGAAGAUAAGCUAUGCAGUUCCAUUUACAGACACCCAUCACGUCCUGGAGAGUGUAGAUGAAAUGAGUAGUCAGGGUGAUGAAGCAGCAAAUGCAAGUCCAGAGGUCAAUCUGAAUGUCCCAGUGCAAGUGUCUUUCCCAGAGGAAAACUUUGCAUCUGGUGCAACUUACAUGCAAGAAGCACCACAAGAAGAACCUAAACUGCUGGUCCAUCCUGAGCCAAGUGAAGAGAGGCUCCGCAAUAGCCCUGUUCAAGAUGAGUAUGAAUUUGCUGAAUCCCUGAAUUACGAUGUGGUUAGUCAAGACAUUUUAUCAGAAGAACUGUAUUCAGAAUCGACGCCUGAAGAUGUGUUAUCUCAAGGAAAGGAAUCCUUUGAACACGUCAGUAAAAAUGAAUUUGUGAGUGAGGUGGAACAAAAUAUGUCUGCUGAACAGAAAGAGUUGGGCAGAGAGAGGACAGAACAAGACCAAUUAUCAUCAGAGAUAGAAACUGAGAAGGCACAAAAGGACCUGAAAAAGCCCCAGAUUGACACAUAUUGCUAUACCUGCAAAAGCCCAAUUUCUGCUAUUGACAAGGUGUUUGACACUCACAAAGACCAUGAGGUUUCAACACUUGACACCGCUAUAAGUGCUGUAAAGGUUCAAUUAGCAGAAUUUCUAGAAAAUUUACAAGAAAAGUCCUUGAGGAUUGAGGCCUUUGUUAGUGAGAUAGAAUCCUUUUUUAAUACCAUUGAGGAAAACUGUAGCAAAAAAGAGAAAAGUCUAGAAGAACAGAAUGAGGAAAUGAUGAAGAAGCUUCUGGCAGAGUAUGAUGAGAAAGCCCAGAGCUUUGAGGAAGUGAAGAAAAGGAAGAUGGAGUUCCUGCAUGACCAGAUGGUCCACUUUCUGCAGAGCAUGGACACUGCCAAGGACACUCUGGAGACCAUCGUGAGGGAAGCAGAGGAGCUUGACGAGACCGUUUUCCUGACAUCAUUCGAGGAAAUCAAUGAAAGGUUGCUUUCUGCAAUGGAGAGCACUGCUUCUUUAGAGAAAAUGCCUGCUGCUUUUUCACUUUUUGAACAUUAUGAUGACAGCUCGGCAAGAAGUGACCAGAUGUUAAAACAAGUGGCUGUUCCACAGCCUCCUAGAUUAGAACCUCAGGAACCGAAUUCUGCCACUAGCACAACAAUUGCAGUUUACUGGAGCAUGAACAAGGAAGAUGUCAUUGAGUCAUUCCAGGUUUACUGCAUGGAGGAGCCACAAGAUGACCAAGAAGUAAAUGAGCUGGUAGAAGAAUACAGAUUGACAGUGAAAGAAAGUUACUGCAUUUUUGAAGAUUUGGAACCUGACCGACGCUAUCAAGUAUGGGUAAUGGCUGUGAACUUCACUGGAUGUAGCCUGCCCAGUGAAAGAGCAAUUUUUAGAACAGCACCCUCCACUCCUGUGAUCCAUGCUGAGGACUGUACUGUGUGUUGGAACACGGCCACCAUCCGUUGGCGGCCUGCCAACCCAGAGGCCACAGAGACCUACACUCUGGAGUACUGCAGACAGCACUCUCCUGAGGGUGAGGGUCUCAGAUCUUUCUCUGGAAUUAAAGGACUCCAGCUGAAAGUUAACCUCCAACCCAAUGAUAAUUACUUUUUCUACGUGAGAGCAAUCAAUGCAUUCGGGACAAGUGAACAGAGCGAGGCUGCCCUCAUCUCCACCAGAGGAACCAGAUUUCUCUUGUUGAGAGAAACAGCUCACCCUGCUCUACAAAUUUCCUCAAGUGGGACAGUGAUCAGCUUCUCUGAGAGGAGACGGCUGACGGAAAUCCCAUCAGUGCUGGGUGAGGAGCUGCCUGCCUGUGGCCAGCAUUACUGGGAAACCACAGUCACAGACUGUCCGGCUUAUCGACUUGGCAUCUGCUCCAGCUCAGCUGUGCAGGCUGGUACCCUGGGACAAGGGGAGACCUCGUGGUACAUGCACUGCUCUGAGCCACAGAGAUAUGCGUUCUUCUACAGUGGCAUUGUGAGUGAUGUUCACGUGACUGAGCGUCCAGCCAGACUGGGCAUCCUGCUGGACUACAACAACCAGCGACUCCUGUUCAUAAAUGCUGAAAGUGGACAGUUGCUCUUCAUCAUUAGGCACAGGUUUCAUGAGGGGGUUCACCCUGCGUUUGCCCUGGAGAAACCUGGAAAAUGUACUUUGCACCUGGGGAUAGAGCCCCCGGAUUCUGUAAGGCACAAGUGAUCCUUGGCUUUUGGAGUUUGCAAGAACAUUAAUUCAAAUUUGGGGGGUCUGUUGUUCUUCCCUUUGGGUGCUAUACAUUAUUCAACAAGUCCCCCCUCACAUCCACACUAACAAUAGCCACAUGCACAGCAAUCAUCACGUGAGCAAAACCAAUAAGAAAAGCUCAACUUUAUAGAGCAAUGUGUGAGUAGAGGACAAAAAAAAAUCCACCCUUUGGUUUAUACAUGUUUGAGUUCUUUCCUAAAUUAAAAGAACUUAAACUUGUCUUGGGAACUAAAAUAGAGAAAUGGACUUCCACCUGUUUAACUGGUAAAAAAAAUCUUUUGAUGGGCAGGUCGGGGUGAAGAAAAGGUUGUGCUCGUAACGUAUCUCCUCUGACAAAGAAACAUGAACAUUUUUCACAAGAAAAUGUCACCUCACUUCACUAAAGGAUGAUGAAUCUUAAUCAUUAGAGUGUUUGAACUGAUCUAAAUUUAUAAUGAACUCUUUUGUAAUAAUGUAUAGUGGAGAACAUGAGUCUCUUUUCCUGCAAUUUUAAAUGUAGAAAAGUACUAGAUAUCAGAAAUUCGCGUUUUGUUAAAUAAAUGGUUAGAAUCUAUAAAACAA